Messenger RNA from Chelonia mydas (Green sea turtle), 8310 nucleotides. It is a transcript of the gene ASB16, whose product is annotated as ankyrin repeat and SOCS box containing 16. Gene Ontology annotation, biological process: RNA processing; intracellular signal transduction. The record is from RefSeq and is a predicted model, not a curated record. The transcript is spliced from 5 exons. Gene Ontology annotation, molecular function: RNA nuclease activity; RNA binding; protein binding. NCBI's taxonomy places the organism in Eukaryota, Metazoa, Chordata, Testudines, Cheloniidae. Bases 1685 to 3058 code for a protein of 457 amino acids.
GUCUUCUUUAAAGCAUUAACAUAAGCUGGCUGGGUUCCUUCUGGGAGUGAAGGAAUCCCAGGCCAUGCUCCUGCAACCUGUCCAUUGACCUCACUGGGGAGAGACACGUGCAAGGACUGCGUGAUCCAGCCCAUAACAGGACUGGAGCUGCAGAUGAGGACAACGGAGUUCUUGAUAUUGAAGCCGGAUCCUCCCUGCUGUUGAGCAACUGCAACUCCCGGCACUGAGAAGCAAAGGAGCUCCAGGAUUGAGUCCACUGCUUCCCACAGACAAAGGCUUGUAUCAGAUGCACCUGUGUGGGCGUCGUUCUCCACUGGGCAUUGGGAUGGCAGCCAGGCCUGCCGGAAUCCCUGUGCCGUGCUUGAGAUGGUGACCGCGUCACUCGCCCCAUGUCCUGAGUGCCAAGGCCAAGCUUUUACCCUCUGCUCCCCUUUCUUCCUGGCACCCUGCUGAUCUGACCACUCUGUUCUUCUUCUGUGACCUCUUCCCAGGUCCUGGUCUUAAGGGGAUGCCGUCGGGUUGUGUUGUUUUUUAAAAAAAAAAAAAAAAAAUCAAAGGCCUGUUAAAAGCAGGCCAGGGCUGGCAUGAUCCAGUGCCAGCACCCAUGAAGAGAAGGCCACGCAACAGGGAGACUCCCACGUGUGGCUGGAGGGAAGUGCCCGGUGUGCUAAUGUUGCCUCAAGCAGGUUACCUGUGUUUGUUUUGUUCCCCCCUGUCUAUUUAAAAACUGCUCUUGAAUUGCCAAGACCAUCUGUCAUCAAUGAUGCCAGUGAAAACGUGGCUUGUGAUUUAACUCUCUAAUCUGAAGAUUGGGGCGGGGUUUCCGUUCCUCCCACUCUUGCUCACUCUUCACUUGUGGACUGGAAUUGAAAGGGCUUAAGGAAAUACUUCACCAUGUCCCUGGUUCCCCCUGUGGGCCUGUAGAGAGGUGACCUGCUUCCCCCUCGCAGGUGUCUACGAUCGAGGCUACAAAUUCUCUGGCCCGAGGGUUGUGUUCUGCACUGUCUUUUAUUCUGAAUUUGGCCUGGGGGUGGCUGUACAACUAGAAGGAGCGGUUCCUGGCCCCGGAGAGCUGAUCCUGAGAAGGGUCGACCACCUACGACUUCUCUUUGUUGGCACCUCUCAGAAUUGGGCCCUGAGUCAGACAAGGUAAUGGUUUAAAUGCAAGGCCACGUGGUGACCUGACAGCGGGUGCCUGAGGGCCGCAGUGUGGCCAUGCGAGGAAAGGGAGGCGGCGUGACACUACACCAUUCAGCCUGGAGCAGGGCACUGAAUGUCACCACUCCUUUCCCCUGCAUCUUGUGGACUCAGCCCCACUGCUCUGCGGGGGGGUGUACGGGGACAGCCUGCUUCCCACUCGGGCUGCGUGUCUGACCAGAAAGUCUCCCUGGGCUGCUGUAGGCUUGUUCUAUCCCCAGACUGCUUAAACUCCUGCCAUCCAGCAACAGGCUACCACCGGCCCCAGAUGGAACAUGACCCUGCAGAAACUUCUGCUUACUGCCAGAGUAAGUAUCCCCGCUAUUUAUAGCACGGCCUGGCUUUCUCUUCUGAAUCAACAAGGGGAGGGGUUUUCUGCUCAUACCCAUAUUCGCAAGCCUGAGGGAGGUGGCAGGGGGCACUAAUCUGCCCGUCCCAGAGGCAAGGAGGCUGCCCUGGCUAAGCCCCGUCCCGCGGAGCCAAGAGAAUGUCUAGGGAGACCUUCGCGUUCACUUCCUCCACCCUGCGCGCCCUGCGCCUGCAGAGAGAGUGGCUGGAGUGGGAGGAUCGUCGGAGGGCUCUCUCGAGACAAUGCCUGACCAGGAGGUUCCCACCGGCCACCAGCAGCUCUCUGCUCACCAAGCCCGCCCGGCGUCCCCAAUACUGCCGGGACCCUGCUGUCCACAACAUCCUGUACACCGGGGACCUGCAGACCAUCAAGAGCAUCUUCAAAGACGAGGCUGUCGCGAAUGUGAUCGUGGAGACGGUCAGCGAGGAGCUGAUGUGGGCGGCAGAGCUGGGGUUGUGGGUGCUGAGCCCUCAGAAGAAGCACACCUCCCCCUUGCGGAUCGCGGCGGCCAGAGGCUAUCGGGACUGCGUGAAGCACCUGAUUCUGCAAGGGGCAGAGGUCGACGCCGUGGUGGGCGGGAAGGCCGCCCUCCAUGACAGCUGCAUCCACCAACGGGCUGAAUGUGCCCAGCUGCUCCUGAGCUACGGUGCCAACGCCAACGUGCUGUCGGAGGAGGGGCUGGCCCCGCUGCAUCUCUGCACCUCCCCGGAGACCUUGCGGUGCGCCGAGCUGCUUCUGGAGCACGGGGCCCUGGUGAACCUGAGCACCAGGGACCGGCGGACCACCCCGCUGCACGUGGCCGCCGAGCACGGCCUGGAGGCCCACCUGCAGCUCUACCUGUGCUACGGGGCCGCCCUUGCCCACCGGAACCGGGAAGGGGAGACGGCCCUCAAUGCCGCCUGCGCCAGCGCCGACAAGCCCGCCGAGGCCGAGCGCUACUACGGGGUGGCCAAGCGGCUGCUGGAGUGCGGGGCCGACGCCAGGACGGCCGGCAGGAAGAACCACGCCCCGCUCCACAACGCCUGCGGCAACUGCCACCCCCGCCUGGUGGAGCUGCUGCUCCAGCACGGGGCUGCCGUGAACGUCCGCAACUGUGCCGGCUACACGCCCAUGGACUGCGCCCUGCGGGCAGUGGAGGAGUACCUGGACGGGCAGCCCGAAAGCAUCAUCGCCACCUUACUGGCUCACGGGGCGGCGGCCAUCAACCCCAAGAUGCUGAAGUUCUGCUCCUUGGCCCCUCGUGCCCUGGAAGUCGUGCUGAACUCCUACGACCGGAUCCCGUCCUGCGAUUCCUGGGUGGAAGUGGUGCCUCCGGAAUUGUGGCAGGAGCACAAGACGUUUUACGACUCUGCUCUCCAGAUGACGAACCAGCCCCGCCAGCUGCAGCACCUGGCGCGCUGCGCCGUGCGAAAGCACCUGGGAGCGCGGUGCCAUUCUGCCAUCCCCAAACUCAAACUGCCCCCGUCUCUGCGGGAUUAUCUGCAGCUCCCUCUUGAGGGCUACAUCCGGUGAAAGAGAAGAUGCAUCCUUCGGGCGUGAUCUUUGGGGAAUAGCUUUGAAUUGCUGACGAGUGACUAGAGAGAGCCAGUGGGCUUCAACACAGACUGAGAUCCCAACGCGCCAGGGGCCGUGUUCUGUCAGUUGACUCAUGCCGAGUAGUAGCCCCGUGGGCUAUUUAUAGAGUAAGCUGCUGAUCAGCAUGAGUGAGGUUGGCAGAAUCUAGCCUUUUUCUGAAUAUACUUUUAUAACAGGGUUUGGCUGGUGCUAGCACCAGUUUCCACCCUGCUCUACUGCAUAUAAUAUGAGGACAAAGGACGGUCAAUGAAAUUCAAAAGCGGCAUACUUAAACCUGACACAGCAGAAUAUUCUUCCCCAUGCAGUACCCAGUUAGUCAGUGGAACUCACUGCCACAAGAGAUCAUUGAAGCCAAGAGCUGAGCAGGACUCAAAGGAAGGACUGGACAUUUCACUAGAGAACGAGGAAAUGCUGAGGUAGAAUAGCAAAGCCUUCUAAAAUACAAGAGUCUCUAUAUAUUUAAACCCUUUCUGCUUCAGGCCACAAGCCAAAUGCUGACUAAGGGGGUCAGAAAGAACGUCUCACUCUGAGGGGAACGGGGAAUGUUUCGUCCUUGUCCCCGGGGCAGGUUCUCCCACAGCAGCCUUCUGCUGGGUUUUCUGCACCUUCCUCUGAAGCAGCUGAUACUGCCCCCUGCUGGACACAGGACACUAGGCUGGAUGAUCACUGGUCUGAUUGAUGUCCCUGUGGGUUUUUUGUUUUUAAACCCUUCUUUCUAAAUAGCAAGAACUGGGGUCAGAAACUCUAGUCUUGAGGAUGCCAGUACCCUCUGUGGACCCAAAACGAUGCCCUGGUUACAAACGGGCCAGCAGCUGAAAAGCACAAAACAUGAACGCAGAUGGAAUCUGCUGCCAGGUUUUGCAAAGCCUGUGGCUGAGGCCUGAUGCCUGUUGUGUGUAUCCCUUCCAAACUGGAGCACUCUUAAAUUCAGGAGUGUGGUGUAAAGACCUAAAUGGACAGAGCCCUAGGGACUACCAGCCCAGAAGCCCAUCUUGUCCUGCGUCCAAGAAUGGCCCGUUCCAGCUCAUUCCGGAAGAGGGGUCAAGGAUACCCCCAGUGACCAAUAAUGGAAUAAUCUCCCCAUAGGGGAAGUUUCCUCCUGACCCCUCUGUUGGUUUGUUCCUUGAAGCAGGAGUGUUUUUAAAAAUACCCAGCUCUCCAUCUGUAAAUCUCAAAGCAGUUAAAGGCAGGUCUGCUUCAUUCCCCAGCUGUAAAGGGGGUAAACUGAGGCAUGGGGCAGUAGAAGUGACUUGCCCAAGGUCACCCAGCAGGCCAGUGGUAGAGCUGAGAAUCGAUCCCUGCUCUCCAGUCCACUGCUCUAGCCACUAGAACACAUUGUAGCCCUUCCAAGGGAUUUUAAAAACAACCUUCUGAUGUUAUUAUCCAGUCUUUUUUGACUUGAAUCCUGAUUAUGUAUUUUAAUCUCAUGAGCUCAAAACCUGCCUGCAGUCUGCACUUUAGGGACAGCUUGCGUUAGUUUCCCCAUGUAAAAUAAAAAGCUACAGCAAAUAUACUUGAAAACAAACUUGUUUUGAAUCUUUUCCUGCAUUGCUGUGGGGUAGGCCUGGGUCUGUGGCUCCUUGCUAAUAAGAAUACCCUUAGCCGUUCCUCGGGUGUCCGUAUAGGCGCUCUCCUCUCUGGCGUCGAUGCGGGUAUCAUCAACUGUUGCAUCUCGAGAAGGAAAAUCAUGAGAGGUGGGCAGUAGAAGCCACUAGAUGCAGAGACAGGAUUGCCUUUCAAGGAGAGGCUGCAUAAGCUGGAAGUGUUUCACCUUGCACUGAAGAAAGUCGGAGGGCAGCCGCUGGAGAUCGUUACAGGUCCCAAAGCGAAAGCGCUGUUACUAAUGACCCCUGUGGGCCAUCUCCAAGCCCUUUACAAAUGUGGGAAAGCAGGACCUCAUUUUACAGCUGGGGAAAUAUUAGUGAUUUAGCCAAGCACAUCAAUGGGACAAUUGGGAAUAGAAGCCAGGAUUGCUCUGCUUUCCUUUUUAAAAGGGUAUGAGUGUUUUGCCCUUUAAACACCACCAACAGCCUGUAUGGGCCUUAAAAACCAAACCAGCCUAGAACCCCGCUCCAGGGGCAGUUAAAUUUCACUCUUUUUUCUUUCUACCUUGGAAUCCCUGUCCUAGGGCCUGGAGAUGGAGCUGAACAGAUCCUAAACCCCAUGCCCAUGGCAAAACACCCUGUGCACAAAAAUUUGCCCAGAAGAAAUUUUUUGUGCACACGGCCUGCCAAAAAUUAGAGGGAACCUUGGUCAGGGCCCAUUAAGGGGAGAUCUUUGGAGGGGGACACCAGCGUGGAAAAAUCCCUCUUUGGCAGGGCCUGCAGCUUCCUGCAGUGGUGCGAUAUACAGGGGACAAGCAGUGCUCCUGGCAUGGUGAAUUCACAGCUUCAGGCGCUGGUAGAGCCAAGCAGUUGGAGAAGGCAUAGCAAUGCCAUAGAUCAAAUCUCUGCUCCAUUUCCAUGCUAACCAAGCACCUCCCUACGCCCUUAGGAGGCAGGGCUAUGCUCUUAUCCCUGUUCUACAGAGGGGGAACUGAGGCACCGGGGGCCAGCAAGAAAUAGAAGCUAGGGCUCCCAUGUCCUAGAAAAGCACCUUGACUACUGGGCCAUCUGCCCUCUCUCUUAUAACCAAUAAGUUGUCAGAGAGGGGCUUGAAUCCAACCCCCAGCUCCAACCCAGACUAGCACUGAGCCCCAGAGCUUGGAAUACCACAACCCAAUCCCCCAGUCCAAAUACUCCUGGCCUUGGGGGAGUCCAGAUCUGAUCUUCAGGGCUUGGAUUGGAGAGGCAAUAUACAUGAGGAUACCAGCUUGCUGGAGGGGCUCAGAAGACAUCACUCCUAGCAGAGAAUGGCUGGGUUCAGUACAGGAGGCGGGUUAAUUUUUUUCCCCUCUAAGCAUUAGACAGGGGCUGCUGCCAGAAGCAGGAUAACAAACUUCAGACUCUUGUUCCAAGCUGAUAUGAUAGCUUGUACGUUGCAGACGCAACACUGAAUUCUGAGGGUCUGGAUUUUCCCUUAAAACCAAUGCUAUAUAGUUCCCUUUAAAACAUUGUAAUGUAGGAAGUGUUUAUAUAAAAAUGUACCACUGUCCUCUACUGGAUGAAAUCAGACUUGCCAACUGUGUGUCACAGCCUCUCUAGUGCUAGCAGCUAAGGGAGAUUCUCCUUUAGCUCCAGUGGUCAAUGGCUAUGCUUUUGCAGAAUAAGCAUGAGAGUCCUAUUACUAGCAUAGUUAUUGCCAUGACAUGCCCUAUAGUGGAUCUGUUAGUGACUGAGAGAUCUCCAGGUCUAAGUCCACUUUAUCUCAAAUAGCCUCUUCCAUCUUAGUGCAAACCCUCUUGGCAUCUGGUGUUUAAACUAGAUUUGGGGCUAGAAAGCGAGGAGUGCUACUUUCCUAACCUCUGAGAUGCGACAGUAAGAGCACGUGGAUCUUCCUAAUACAACCAUGCCUCCUUUUUUGCAGGCUUUGCCCAGCAGUCAUGGAAAAGUUAAGAUACAUAAACUACCAUCAUAAGGCCUCAGGGUUCACACCUGCUGAGCUGAAUGAAUUGUGCCUGGCUACCUGCAGACUCCAGAAGCCCCAGUUACAUCAGAGGGUUUUCUUGGUCACCAGCAGGGCUAGCAACUUGGUUUUAACAAAUAAAAGCUUAAGAAAACCACACUGGAAAUGCCAGAGUGAGACACCCCCACCCCUCCAGCCUGUCCUGGGCGGUUGGGGGAGUCCUGCACACCAGCAUACAUUUCCAGUUCUCCUUGUCCUGUGUUUAGGAAACCCCUGUGUUUAGCUUUAGCCGCUGCCGUUCAGAAAGGCUGGUGCUGUCUUUAAGGAGAUGGAAUGAAGAAGUGUUUAAGGCCGACACACAGCCGGCCAGAUCCCACCCCUUGAAUUGAAUUCACCAAUCUGACUUGCUGCUCAUGCUGCAUCCUCCCUCCAUCUUCACCUGGAAGGCAGUACCAGCCCCUGAGGCUAGUCUUCUAGAGCCUCCCUCCAGCCCCCUGGACCUUGCAACAGCAGAACAAGCAGGGGUGUGACACAGGCCCCUCGGCUGACUCACACCAGCUGGGGAUCUAGCCCUGAGCGACAGGCUCCUAGCUCAGCCAGGGUUCAUUCUCCCCAUCCUUCUUCUGGGGGUAGGUAAACUGAGUUCCAUCUCCUUUACUGCAUGGGGUCUGUAGGAGAAAACAUCCCCACGGGUGCCCUUUACAGAUCCCAGGGCCCUUUUCAUUCUUAAUAUCACCCUCCCCAUUCUCCUGCUUUCGUAGGUUGCUGUGAGCUGGUUAUCUUCCCCCAGAGGUGGCUGCAUUUCGGUGCUGCCAUCUGUCAACAACUUUGGGAUCCUACCAGCUACUAGACAGCGCAGCUGCAUCCCUCCCUCAAUGCUUUCAAACGCCAAAGAGCUUUUCCUGUCCCUACGCCAAGUCUGGUGGUUUCGCAUUCCUUCUCCUGUCCCAGCGUCUGGGGGAAAGCCUGGUAACUAAGGGGAGAGGGAACUGGGAGAGCAGGGACGUGCCAGUGCGCCAGGAGCGCUGUCUGGAGUCCCAGCUCUCGCAGCAGGACACACCAGCCGCCUGAGUGAGCCACGCAGUCUAUUUAUUGACAACAUCUCAGCUUGAUACUGAGCAGCUCUGGUUUUCGUCACAUCAGCAUCUUCAGGCCUGCAUCAGCCUAAGCACAGCUGCAUCCUUAAUUAUUUAGCGUGGUGACCUACUUCCCACUGCAGGGACAGGCUCCUGGGCGGCCCCCGAUUCCACCAGGCUAGCUUUACAUAGCUACGGCAUGGAGAGGGCUCAGCGGCUGCAUAUCAGCUGCAGAAUAGCUAGGGCCUUUUUUGGGAGGGGGGGGGGUGUUGUACAGCGCCUUGUACAACGGGAUCCUGGUCCACCACUAGGGCUUGUAGGUGCUACUGUCAUACAAAAUUGAGCCCUUAAGCCUGCAUGGGGGAUUAUCCAGGGCUAAAGCGUAUCCUUCCCCUCCCCGUGCGUCACACCUCUCCUCCCCAGAGGGCACUAAACGUCAGCAGCAAGGUCUGUUGGUUCUCUUUCAGCUACUCAGACGGCUACAAUCUUCAGUGGCUCUAUUGCACAGUGCCCCUGUGGGGCAGGACCCCGUGGUCACCCGCUGUACGGGUGGGAACAGACGCCUAGAGAGAUUCCGUGACUUACCCGAGGUCCCACAGAGCAUCCGAA